Toxotes jaculatrix (banded archerfish) is the source of this 6324-nucleotide messenger RNA. It is a transcript of the gene sv2a, whose product is annotated as synaptic vesicle glycoprotein 2A. Lineage: Eukaryota; Metazoa; Chordata; Actinopteri; Toxotidae. The transcript is spliced from 13 exons. The record is from RefSeq and is a predicted model, not a curated record. Gene Ontology annotation, biological process: transmembrane transport; chemical synaptic transmission. Bases 294 to 2504 code for a protein of 736 amino acids. Gene Ontology annotation, cellular component: membrane. Gene Ontology annotation, molecular function: transmembrane transporter activity.
CACAGGAGCACACAGGACCUUUCUGCUUCAAGUACUCGGGGUGACUCCCUGCACAGGAAAAAAAAAGCUAAUUCCGGUUACCCUAAAACGCGCUGACAUUCCCACCAAAAGGAUUUGGUGUUUGGGUGCACGCUGGCCACAGUCCGACAGCAGCAGUGCAGUGGAGCAGGGAGCUGUCCGCGGUGCUGAAUUCAUCGGCUAACAGAAAUCCCCAUUGCACACUCAUGUGCUUGGGCUGCUCCUGAUACCUCCCAUUCCUAGCAGCAACUGACCACCACCUCAACGCAUCCAAGAUGGACGACGAUGGCCGCUACAGAGACAACCGCUCAGACUUCAUCCGCGGCGCCAAGGACAUUGCCAAAGUGGCCAAGAAGCAGGUGGGCAAGAAGGUUGGGCGCGGCGUGGACAAAAUGGCCGAUGAGUACACCAAGCGGUCCUACAAGCGCUUUGAGGAGGAAGAUGAUGACGACUACGCUGGUGUGCCGAGCAACGAUGAUGGAUAUUACCGCAACGACAGCCGGGCCAAUGACGAUGAAGGCCACAGUGACUCCACGGAAGGGCACGAUGAGGAUGAUGAGAUCUACGAAGGCGAGUACCAGGGCAUCCCGAGGGCUGACUCAGGCAAGGCCGGCAGCAUGGACGGGGUGACAGCCGCCCAGGCGCAGCAGUUCAGGGAUCUGUCGGCCUACGAGGGUGAGAGGAGGAAAGACCAGGAGGAGCUGGCUCAGCAGUACGAGACCAUCCUGCAGGAGUGUGGCCACGGAAAGUUCCAGUGGACGCUCUACUUUGUCCUGGGGCUGGCACUGAUGGCGGACGGCGUGGAGAUCUUUGUGGUGGGCUUCGUGCUGCCCAGUGCGGAGAAGGACAUGUGUCUGUCUGAGCCAAACAAGGGCAUGCUGGGUCUGAUCGUUUACCUGGGUAUGAUGGUCGGGGCGUUUGUAUGGGGUGGCCUGGCUGACCGGAUUGGCCGACGGCAGACCCUCCUCAUCUCCCUCUCCAUCAACAGCGUGUUUGCCUUCUUCUCGUCCUUCGUCCAGGGAUACAGCUCCUUCCUCUUCUGCCGCCUGGCCUCUGGUGUCGGUAUUGGUGGCUCCAUCCCCAUUGUGUUUUCCUAUUACUCUGAGUUCCUGGCCCAGGAGAAGCGAGGAGAGCAUCUGAGCUGGCUCUGCAUGUUCUGGAUGAUCGGCGGUAUUUACGCCUCCGCCAUGGCCUGGGCCAUCAUCCCACAUUAUGGCUGGAGCUUCCAGAUGGGCUCGGCCUACCAGUUCCACAGCUGGCGUGUCUUUGUGUUGGUGUGUGCCUUCCCCUCGGUGGCAGCCAUCUCUGCCCUCACCACCAUGCCUGAGAGCCCACGCUUCUACCUGGAGAACGGGAAACAUGACGAGGCGUGGAUGAUUCUGAAGCAGGUCCACGACACCAACAUGAGGGCCAAAGGCUACCCAGAGAGGGUCUUCUCUGUGACCACCAUCAAAACAGUGAAGCAGAUGGAUGAACUGGUGAAUUUGGGCGAUGGUGCUGCCUGGCAUGAGAAAUGGAGGAUAAAGCUGACAUCACUUUUCCAUCAGGUGUGGAGUAAUUUCCAGACUGUUUUCUCCCCUGAGUACCGUCGUACCACCUACAUGAUGAUGGCCGUGUGGUUCUCCAUGUCCUUCAGCUACUACGGUCUGACAGUGUGGUUCCCCGAUAUGAUUAAGUACCUGCAGAAGCAGGAGUACUCCUCCCGCACCAAGGUUUUCGUCAAGGAGAAAGUAGAACAUGUCACCUUUAACUUCACCCUGGAAAACCAGGUGCACCGCCAGGGAGAGUACUUCAAUGACAAGUUUAUGAACCUGAAAAUGAGGUCUAUGGUGUUCGAGGACUCGCUGUUUGAGGAGUGUUACUUUGAGGACAUCACCUCCAGCAACACCUUCUUCAAGAACUGCACCUUCAUUGCCACCCUCUUCUACAACACAGAUCUCUUCAAGUAUAGGUUGAUCAACUGCAAACUCAUCAACAGCACUUUCCUGCACAACAAAGAGGGCUGCCUGCUCAGUGACGUCAGUGAUGAGAACAAUGCCUAUAUGGUCUACUUUGUCAGUUUCCUGGGCACCUUGGCUGUGUUGCCAGGCAACAUUGUCUCCGCGCUGCUCAUGGACAAGAUUGGACGGUUGAGGAUGCUAGCGGGCUCCAGUGUGAUAUCUUGCAUCAGCUGUUUCUUCCUGUCCUUUGGCAACAGCGAGUCAGCCAUGAUUGCUCUGCUCUGCCUGUUUGGAGGGAUCAGCAUCGCCUCCUGGAACGCCCUGGAUGUGCUGACCGUGGAGCUCUAUCCCUCUGACAAGAGAACCACAGCAUUUGGCUUCCUCAACGCCCUCUGUAAAUUAGCGGCUGUGCUGGGUAUAAGCAUCUUCACCUCGUUCGUUGGUAUAACCAAGGCUGUACCCAUACUCUUUGCCUCGGGGGCACUGGCGGCGGGCAGUUUUCUGGCCCUCAAACUUCCAGAAACUCGGGGCCAGGUGCUGCAAUAGUGUGGCGCCAACAACUUUCCAGGGGGCAGAAGAGUUUUCGCCACACUGUGAAUGAACAGCUCAAGAGCCCUCCAGAUCCUACCCUCUAACCCCUCCCCAACAAUCAUAUAGUAAAGUCUGUGCACAUAACACAAUGCAGAAGACCAACACAGAUCUGCUGAGCUGUAAAUAUUGGUGGUUCUAUGAUAUCUGCCCCUCUGUGCUAUAAAGAUAAGUAGAGCAUUACAAUGCCUGAAUAAACCUUGAGCUGACUGAGACAAAUUAUUCAUGAUUGCUCAGAAUUGGUGCCAAUGAAAAGGUGAGGGAAACAUAAUUUUAAGGUGUUCAGUGAGAACUUUAUUUUAUUUCCCUGGAAUACAACAGUACAUUUAGAUUUGGUCCCCCUUUUCUAAGUACAUAUAGCUGGGGUUGGAGGUGAGGUGAUGGGGCUCUUGACAAUGAGCCAUGCAAAUAGACUCAUAGAAAUGACCACUAGCCAUUGUUGCAGAGUUCUCUGUAGUCACCUCCAUUCUUCUGAGCAAAUACAACUGACCUUUCAAGUCUUGAGUACUUUGCCAUUGUUGGACGUAGAAUCAAAAAUUCGACAUUUUAUGCCUUGAUUUGAAGCAUUUUUGACUUUGUGUGGUAAAACCAAGACUCACCUCUCUUGGUUUUCUCUUUUUAACAAAGACCUGUUCUCAUUCUUCGUCUCCCGAAGUCUUGUGUUGGUGUACAGACUAACUGCCAUUUUAUAGAUUAUAGAACAUUCCAUUAUUGUUAAAAUGCGAUAAGGAGAUAAAUCGAAUUCCUUUUCCCUUUAAAGCAUUGUUUUUGAUCGAACAGUCACGAGAUCGUUCAAACCAAUUAACAAAUAUGUUUCCCAUGCUACGUGAAAGUUGUGUGCUGUCAUCAUUGCCAUUUCAUCACAGAGAUGAAGCUAUUUGUUGAAAUGUACAUUUAAAGCACAACCAAUAGCCAAUGUGAAUGUCCCUAACAUUUUCUUGACUCAAUGAAAAUGUUCAGAAUCUCACACUCAAUCAUCAUUUUUCAAUCAUACUGUAUAUCCCUUUGUAAGAAAUGCCUUUUUAGUACCUCUCCUCCCAGACUUACAGUAUGUUUGUCUCUUAGAAAAUAUGCUUUGGGGGGUGUUAUGCAUGUCACAAAGUAUGUAUCUAAUUUUAUGAAAAUUGAGAGUACAACAUGUAAACAGCAUUUUGGACAUGUUGCAUUUGCUUAUUGAUUGGUCUGGCUUAAGUUGCCAUAAUAUUUUGACAUUUCGGACACAUAAAAUACAGCACAAUGCUUUAUUUCUGCUGUUGCAAACAGUGAUACCAUAAAACACUGGUGAAUCUUACCCCGCUUUCCUUAGAGCACACUGCACAAGACAGGUUCAAAAUGAAAAUAUUCCUUUACUCACUUAAAUCAUACUAUUACAUAAAAAAAAGUUACACAGAAAGGCUUAGUUUUGAUGGUCUUAGUGCAGGCACAAAGUAUGUUAAGUGUGUAAGAGAUGACAGAUAAACUAUAAUAUAAUUCUUUGUGUGAACUGAAUGUUUAUAUUAAUGUGAGUGUGCUUCUUAGUGCAAUAUUGAACCUCUGCAAUAUUGAGAUUUUUAAAAAAUUAUUUAUUUAUUUUUUGUCUUUUACCAUUUCACAUUUGGCAAACUCUAUUUUAUUGGUUGAUGGGUAUACUGAACUGAACAUGGUGUGAUAGCAUACUGGACAUGGUCAACUUGUUUAUUGCUCUUGGAUCAAGACAGUGUAAAAGAGUGAAGCUUAGUGUCAGGAGAGCAAAUAUUGAAAUUGCUGGAAAAUACUGCACCCAAACUAAAAACAGCAGUUCUAUUUUAUAUUUUCCUUAUUUGGGAUGUAUACGUCCUUGGGACAUGUAACACACUGAACAGUGACAAUUAAUUGCAGUUGAAAAGGAUUGUUCUGCUAAUGAGGGUAUGAAUUUGGAGUGCACUGGGACCUUGUGUUUACUUACUUGCUUUAUUAUACAACUGUAGCUAGAUACAACAUGAGAUUCACCUUAGAGAACUCACUGCCAAGGGCUGAUUGUCAUAUAUCCCACACAGGUAACAGCACAGAGUGUUGGCGAAGAUUAUUGCCACAUUCCCCUGAUCCCGAAAAGUAAGAGUAAUAUGUUCACAAUUGCAUGAUAAAAGAAAAGCAAAACAAUCAUCGACAUGUCAGAUUAAUAGAAAAUGUUUUUGUCCAAACUGCCAUUUUGUAGGAUAGCAGCCAUACGUAGACUCAAGACAGUUAAAGAAAAUAGACAACCCAUUGCACUAAGUGUACACUGUCGUACAUGCACAAUUGUGAAUGCCUUGAGUUCUUCAAGACACAUCCUGAUGCAGCCUUGCUAGAGGUUUAAUGAAGAACCACGCGAGCGUUUAGCAAGAGCACAAAGACCAAAACCUACCAAAUGACAAUAUUGUGAACAUGAGUGCAGUUGUGAACAUAGGUGCUUCAGACUUUGAUGACCUGCCCCUUGCAUUUCACCAUCUCGCUCCAGUCUCACACUAAUCUAAUAUCAAAUUUGACAUCUGACCCAUUAUCUAUGAGUGUGCCAUGAAUACCACCUCUCUUUAAUUAUUGCCAAAUAUUUUGUAUGGCCUGAGUUUACACAUUACACCAUCAAUUCUCUGUUAUAGAUAUGAAUAUAUGUAAAUAAAAAUAACUAUGAUGUAACUAAUAAGUUAGCUCUUCAAAUCUGGACCCCUGGAAAUAUACUAUAUUGCAGUGAGUCUUUGCAGGUUUUCGGCUAUUGGUCAUGUGAAACAAGAACAGCUGGACUUAUUAUUGUAUGUGGUAAUGAAGACUUUUUUUUCCCCCACAACUCACCUGAGAACUUGUCUUUAGGAGUCCAGAUAGUCUUGUUUUAAAACUGCAAGAAAUAAUGGCUUUAGAAGCCAAAACAGCCAGCAAGUCAGAAAGCAAAAUUUGCCCAGAUCCCCUCUUAGAAGCACAUUGAUAGUAUAUAAAUGCACAUUAACUGUACAAACAUAAAAGCUAAGCAUCCAGCAGUCCUAUUCUCUGUAUGUUGUCCUGUAACACCAAUGGAAUUGAGAACAACGAUGUCAAAAUAACUGUUGUAUUUGUUCGACAUGGAAUGCUGUUAAAACGCUAACCCGUCUCAGUUCAGGCUCCGUCCAAGUCAAGAUUGUCUCUCGUAGAUACAUAUCUUAGCUUACGUUACAGGGUUUUUUGUAUAAUUAACUUGUUGCCUGAGCAACAGUCAAUUGUGAGUGCAAAAAGUUAACAAAGCAAUAAGUAUUUGGGUAUUUGUCUCUUAUUCUCUCCUUUGAGGCUAUUGGGAAUUGGAGCACAUUACUAUAUGCUGGCCUUGUUCACUAAAAUGCUGAGUGUUGGCUUAAUAAUGACACAAGACUAAACAGCUAACAUUCGUGUGUACUCUCUAAAACAACCCUAGGUCUUGAGGCUUUUGUCAAUAAGAUUGCAUUGCCAUUAAUUAAAUGUAACAAAGAAUUUAUCACCUUUGUCAUUGUACUGUGCUGUAGAAACUGUAGUUGAUCGUUUGUAAGUAUAGAAACUGUUUGUGGAACCAUGACUAUAAAAAAAGGUUAUAAAAAAAAGUGUAAAUGAACAAUGCUGUAUGUUGUCUUUGAUUUUGUGCAUUUUGUAAAUGAGAAUGAAAUAGAAGUAAAUACAUCAAUGUUAAAUGCCAGUUAUGAAUCAUAGUUAGCCUAAAUGUGACAACAUCAGUUCUGUUUAAAGGUGUGUGAGAUUUUUUUCUUAUAUUUUCUCAUUGCUGAUUUUUGAUUGGGUUUGCACUUUACUGUGCAACUGACCCUUUGGAAUCACAAUGGAUAACAAA